UACUGCAGUGUGUUUUUAAAGACUUUGAUGAGUACUCAGUGUAUCUUUUUUUCGUAGCCAUAAUCUUUGAUUAUGAAAUGUAUCUAAUCCUGUAUAUCGAUGCUAUUUUCAGGUGUCUGUGAGGGUGGCUGUGCUGCUAUUGUGGAUUCAGGAACAUCUUUGCUUGNUGGUCCAACUGCUGUUGUAACUGAAAUCAAUCAUGCAAUUGGAGNCGAAGGAGUUCUAAGCGUAGAAUGUAAGGAAGUUGUUUCUGAAUAUGGAGAAAUUUUAUGGGAUCUCUUGAUAUCAGGAGUACGACCUGAUGAUGUGUGCUCACAGGUUGGUUUAUGUUUUGCCCAAAAAGGUCAAUCAGAGAGUAAUGGAAUUGAGAUGGUGACUGAAAAGGAACAGAGAGAGUUGUCAGCUAAAGAUACUGCUCUGUGUGCUCCUUGUCAGAUGCUUGUGAUUUGGAUUCAGAAUCAACUAAAACAACAGAAGACAAAGGACACAGUUUUCAACUAUGUAAAUCAGGUGUGGUUACUGCAAGGCCCAUGCCACUGUAAAGAUGUUCUUCGGUCAUUCCUAUUAUAGCUUAUGGUUAUUGUAUCUUAUAAUUCUGAUAUAAUUUCUUUACCUCCAUCUUUUAGUUGUUUUAUCUUUAUAACUGAUAUAAUUUCUUUUAUUAAAA
Vigna radiata var. radiata (mung bean) is the source of this 667-nucleotide messenger RNA. Its product is annotated as aspartic proteinase A1-like. The transcript has 5 exons. Gene Ontology annotation, molecular function: aspartic-type endopeptidase activity. Bases 100 to 570 code for a protein of 156 amino acids. The record is from RefSeq and is a predicted model, not a curated record. NCBI's taxonomy places the organism in Eukaryota, Viridiplantae, Streptophyta, Magnoliopsida, Fabales, Fabaceae. Gene Ontology annotation, biological process: lipid metabolic process; proteolysis.